This is a messenger RNA of Centruroides sculpturatus (bark scorpion), 442 nucleotides long. RefSeq lists its product as uncharacterized. The transcript has 3 exons. The record is from RefSeq and is a predicted model, not a curated record. Lineage: Eukaryota; Metazoa; Arthropoda; Arachnida; Scorpiones; Buthidae. Bases 92 to 442 code for a protein of 116 amino acids.
AAUAUUUAAGUUUUAACAGUAAGAAUAUAUUUUAAAAAGAGUUUUAGAUUGAUAUCUUGGUAGCACCACAAAGCAUAUUUUAUAAAAGAAUAUGGCCUUUAAUGCUGUGAUAACUAAAGAAAAUUUUCAUGAAAAGAAGGAAUUUGAAACUGGAUCAGAGUAUUCAAUGCGUCCUACUUCACUAAAUAAUAAUGAGUUAUAUUCUUUAACAGAAAAUCAAGAUCGGAUCAUGCGAACUGCUUUCGUGGAAAAAUCCACAGGAACAGAUGCAGUCAUUAUGAACAAAGGCAAAACUACUAAUCAUGUAAUUGCGAUCAAACCAAGCAGUGAAACUGGAGCCAUUUCUAAAAAUUCGAAGUCGAAAAAGCCACAAUCGGAAGACAAUAAACGUUGUAGAUCAAUUGUGCUUUUAAGAGAAACUUUACAAGUAAGNUGUUUCUAG